Molecule: messenger RNA, 2062 nt
Organism: Phragmites australis (common reed)
Lineage: Eukaryota; Viridiplantae; Streptophyta; Magnoliopsida; Poales; Poaceae
Exons: 4
Coding region: 271-1848 (525 amino acids)
Source: RefSeq, a predicted model, not a curated record
AAACCGACAAGACAAAAUGCUGUCCACAAACGCUUCAUUUCGUCUCCUCGUCUUCAUUUCGUCUGCCUCCCUCCAUCUCCACCUCGUGCUAGCUGCUCAUUGACCGCGCGCGUCGCGUCCAGGCCGGCGUGCUCCCACUGCUCGGCCGUGAGGAAGGACGGUCGGGGUCAACGACGACGGGAACGCUCGGCCUCCUGCCGUCGUCGAGCGGUUCCAGCACAAGAUGGCCACCGCAGUUGCAGGUAAUCGAUCAAGAGCUCAAACUUAUUAAUGUCGAUAUCACCAGACUCGCCAUGGCGAGGUGCUGCUGCAUUCUUUCGUCAACCUGUGAACAGAACAGAUGAACUUGCAGCUCAAUCCCUAAUAGAAGCAAUCUACAAUUAUAAUGUCAGGUGCUCGAUUUCUUCAAAUUUGCCUGACAUUGAGUACAGAAGUAGUGACGGAGAAAUAGAUACCAUGCGCCAUGUGUUCCGAUGGGAUAAAGCCCCAUAUGAAUUCGUGUUUCAAAAUGGAUUCGAAGCAAGGCGUCAAGACAAAGGCGCUUCAGAUGAAACUUACUUCAAUUUGGAGCGUUAUGUAACUAGCGGCGGGAGGCCUCUGGACACUCGAAGGGACACAACUCAUGCCUAUGUUAGCACUACCAUAAGUAGCUCCUGGUAUCCCAGUGUCAACCCUGGCAGUGUACAUCUCUUAUACCGUUAUGAGAUAUAUGCUCCUGGAGGAAUAUGGGUUUCUCAAACAUUGGGCAACAGAUAUAGCUACAGUGCUCAAGAUGAGGUUGCCUUUCCUGCCGGCAUUGCUCCUCAAUAUAUUCGAUCUGCGCAAAUUUUCGAACUCACAAAUGACAGCAAAUAUACAAGACGGAGAAGAGUGAAUACCAUUCUAUACAGAAACAGGAAUUUCAAUCCUAAUUCACAUCCAGCGAGGAGGCUCAGAAUACAGAGCCCAGUUUGCCAUUACAUGGAUGAAAAUAAUCAGAGGAGGAAACUAGUAAUUCAGGAAGUCCCAGAGCGACAGAUGUCAGUGGACGAUGCAAAUGAUGAGGUGAAUGAGUAUUAUACAGAGGGAGCCACUGAUGUUGACAACUACAUCGACUCAGCAUUUCGCUCUACACGGAAGAAUGAAGCCUAUAUUUUCAUCAAGGAAGAGAAUGUUGUCAUGAACUACGGUCCUGCAACAAGAGAUGACAAAAUAAUCAGCGGCCUAAGGUACAUAGGCAAUAUUUUCCACUCUCUUGUGGGCACUUGUUUUGCCGAGCACGGGAUAGAUGCUGCUUUUGGUUGCCAUGACAAUGAUGGGCUUUUCUGUGCUCGUAGUGAAGCAAUGAUCUUUUCUGGGAAUCUUUGUGCAAGGAUAAACUUUGCGCCACGGACCACUAGGGAUCGGAUUAUACAAGGUCCUAAAACCAUCAGGCAGAUGUUUCCCUUCUUCAAAGGGACCAACUUUGAGAAGGGGAUAGAUGCUGCAUUUGAAUCCACUGUGACCGGGGAAGCCUACCUGUUCAAAGGCUCAGAGUAUGCUCUCAUCGACUACUCCAAGCUAAUCCUGAUCGAGAUACGCGCCAUAACGGAUGGGUUCAAGUGCUUUAGCAACUGCUACUUGUUUGCAAGAGACAUUGGAGCUGCCCUUGCUUCUCAUGUGUCCAAAGACGCCUACCUGUUCAAGGAUAACAACUAUAUUCUGUUUCACUUCACCCCUAGGGAAACGAAUCACUAUAUCAUUGGGGGCCCCAAGGAGAUAGUUCCUAGAAACUGGCCCUCAUUGAAGGGCAUCCUGCCCCGCAAGAACAAGGCACUUGACAUUUACGAGUCCACCCAACCAAACCCUGUGCGCGACCAGGACGACUAGUAAUGACAUUUAUUUAACUAUGCAUGCAAAGUGUGUUUGUUGAUUCUGAUUGUUCAUCUGUGAGUGGAGAGUGUGUGUACUUGCCAAUGGGAGCGCCUGGCGUCGCUCGCUGGAUUCUCUUCCUGUUUGUGUAGCUAUUACCUUGCUGAUAAUCCUAUAUAUACAGUCGGGUAUAUGAUGAUAAUAUCAAAAAUUAACUAGAUGUACUUCUUUA